Molecule: messenger RNA, 792 nt
Organism: Folsomia candida
Lineage: Eukaryota; Metazoa; Arthropoda; Collembola; Entomobryomorpha; Isotomidae
Exons: 3
Coding region: 69-602 (177 amino acids)
Source: RefSeq, a predicted model, not a curated record
AAUCUAUCGUCAGUAAUAGUCAGACAGUGCUACCACACGGAGGUGCAGAUAAAGGACACUAAUUCACAAUGUUGACCACCAUCGAUAUUCGACACGUCUUAAAAAUCUUGCCAUACUUGAUGCUGAUAUUUCUCCUCGUUCUGGGAGAGACUGAUGCAAGAGAUGAAGACUUUGUCAUUGAUUUACCACUGCAAAAGAUUGAAUUCAGCGACCUCCCAAGUAUCCAGUCAGCAACAAACGACGAAAUUGGAGACACCAAGAAAAUAGUGCCCCGCUUGCGAUCACCUCAACUAAUUCCAGACAGACACAUUGAUAGAAUUAAGAGAAGGAAGGGAAAGCAGAAACGGCUUUGUGGAACUGAAGAGUUUUGGCACAGUCGGGGUCACAAGUGCGUACCCAAGAUUUGCUCUCCAGGAACUCAUCGACGUAGGUACGACGGAGAAUGCGUUGUGACAAGUGAAAGGAUUGAACAAGUGCAAGGAUUUUCAGGGCAUCAAAAGUACCGAUACAGUGGAAUUUCUUGGAAACGGAAGCAAAAGGUGGUUUAUCACGGCUUGCCUCCUCGUUUCGGCCCUGGAAUGGGAAUCUCAGGAAGAUUUUAAUAACGUUGUCGUCUCUUGCAGUGGUAAUAAAUAUGGCUAAAUAAUUGAUAAGACUUAUCACUAUCGCUUAUUCUAAUUUCAAUUUAAUAAUAUUCUUAUUCUACUAACUGUAACAAUAAUUACUAUAUAAGCUUAAGUUGAGUUAAAUACAUGAUAAAAUAUACUCACAAACUGCAUUCGUACACUUGUA